CCUACGAUUUUUGUUAUUGCCUUUUCAACCGUUGAAUAAGCAUGUGCUGCAAGUGUUUUCGCGAGUAAAAAUGUUCAAAAUGUUUAAAGCACAUCGGUAACCGUUAAGUCGCCGGAAUAAAACAAAUAUUGAAACAAUCGAAUUUUUGAAUAUUUUUCACAAACCGUUUUGUGAGCGUUUUCUGUCGCACAGGCUCAAGAAGUGUGCGAGCGAGACGGUGCCAGACAGCCUUCUGUAUGUGUGCGUGCGAAAUAACGGUGCACGGAAUUCAGAUAAAAUCGCCCAAAAAUAAUAAUUGUGGUGAUUAUUAGAAUUAAAAACUGCCAACUGCAGCUAAUAAAACAACAAAAUAAAAACCGAUCGAUGUGAAGUGCAAAAACACGAAGAAAAAUACAAAUAAAAACAAAAACCGGUUCGCCUUUGCAGCAGCAAAAAUCAAAGCCAAAAAGGAAAAGAAACAAAAAUCAAAGACAGCGAAAGAAUUUUUGUUGUUUGGCCGGUGCGUGUGUGUGGGAGUGUGUCCCAGUGUGUGUGUGUGUAAGCAUCUCGGAGAAGGAGAAAAAUGCAAAAGUCAGUAGGAAAAAGGCGUACGAAAGGAAUAAGAGAGGAAAAAACGUAGUAGGAAUUUCUUAAACCCGUUUCCCAGCAAACAAAAUACAAAAAGGUGAAAAAAAAAAAAAAAAAAAAACGGCGGCCGCAAAAAGUGGCACAAGUGAAAAUUCCUGCGUUGUUCGUUUAUUAUUAUUUUUCUGUUGCCGUCUUUUUGACAAUCGCCAAAAGUGAAAAUCAAUUGGCAAGAGCGCGCGCGCAAGGAGCAAAAGGAAGAGAGACUUCGCCGGAGAGAGAGCGAGCCCAAUAUAGAAUUCGUCCUUUUUCGGGGCCCCAAAAUACCCAGCCCAAAAAAAGAGCACGAAAACUGGACGAAAAACUCCCAAAAAACAACAACAACCCACGCUGAUAAACUGCAAAAGUAAACAAAUUGCGCCGAAACUGAACGAAUUUGAGGAAAAUUGCAAACAGAGGAAAAAAGCCAUCAACCACAUGUCCGACCCUACAGUUUGAGCUGCACUGGGUUCUAAGCAACACGAGAGCAGAGCGAAAGGGAACCAUCAUGCUACAGACUCUACGAAAACCUCUGAGCGAAAUGUCCAAGCGGAACGGAUUCCAUCAGCAGAAGGCCCAAACCAGCCGACCCAUUAAAUAGAUUGCCAAUACAAAAAUUAAACAAACAUACAAAUAUUUAGAAGAGCCAAUAGAAUUAUACUUUGAAGUGCGAAAUAAGAACGCAAACAGGAAGCGGCAACGACGAGAACUCCCAAAGGAGAGGGAGCAGGUUCGUUUUUUUCGUGGAGAGAGUGAAAGAAAGCCGCCAAAAUUACGACGUACCACCCACCCACGCCCAAGGUCAAACAGAACCCGGCCAAUACGGACGCCAUGUCCGGGCCGGGGGCGUUUGACGAUGAGCCGCCGCCGGAACCGCGCGACGGAUGGCUACUGGUGCGCAUCCACGUGCCGGAGCUGAAUGUCUACAAGUGUCUGCAGUUCCCAUCGGAGCGGCUCGUCUGGGAUGUCAAACAGCAGGUGCUCGCCUCGCUGCCGAAGGUUGCCUUUUGGUUUAAGGAGCUCAAGGAGAGCUUCAACUAUGGCCUGUUUGCCCCACCCGCAAAUGGGAAGGCGGGAAAAUUCCUGGACGAAGAACGCCGCCUGGGCGAUUAUCCCUUCAACGGACCCGUGGGCUACUUGGAGCUCAAGUACAAAAGGCGAGUGUACAAAAUGCUGACCCUGGAUGAACGCCAAUUGAAGGCUCUACACACGCGUGCCAAUCUGCGGCGUUUUCUGGACUGCAUCAAUGGCGGACAUGUGGAGAAGAUAGCCAAGAUGUGUGCCAAGGGUCUGGAUCCCAAUUUCCACUGCUCGGAGAGCGGAGAUACUCCGCUGACAGUGGCCACGGGAGCCAAGAAACCGAAUAAGUUGCUUAUUGCUCUGGUCAACGGUGGUGCUCUGUUGGAUUACAGGACCAAGGAUGGAACCACUGCUCUGCAUCGAGCUGUGGAGCAUGAUUCCCUGGAGGCGGUUAGUACCCUCCUCGAACUAGGAGCCUCGCCAAACUACCGCGAUGGGCGUGGCAUCACUCCCUUGUACAUCUCCAUCACCAGGAAGUGCGAGGCCAAGAUCACGGAGAGCCUGCUGCACGACCAUGCCACGCUGGGAAUCCAGGACAGUCAGGGCUGGAACGAGGUCCAUCAGGCCUGUCGGCACGGCCUGGUGCAGCACCUGGAACACCUGCUGUUCUACGGUGCUGACAUGGACGGCCGCAAUGCGUCCGGCAAUAGUCCGCUGCAUGUGUGCGCUGUUAACAACCAAGAGGCUUGUGCUAGAAUGCUUCUCUUUCGCGGCGCCCAGCGCGGCGCCCAGAACUUUGCCAAUCAAAAUCCCUACCAGGUGGCUGUCAUUGCCGGCAACUUGGAGCUGGCUGAAAUCAUUGAAAACUACAAAUCGGAGGAUAUUGUUCCCUUCCGCGGACCGCCGCGCUACAAUCCCAAGCGCCGCUCGGGCAUCGGGUGGUUGAGCGCCAACGGAGCCGCCGGCGCAGCUCUGCUGGCAGCGGCUGGAGGUGGCUUCGGUGGUGCGAUGGUCGGCUCGAAUGGCGCCGCCAACGGAAACGGGGCUGGCGGUGUUGGUCUGAUGCUCAGCCAUCAGAACCACCAGCAGCACCUCGCCGGCCACCAUCAGCAUCAGCAGCAGCAACAGCAUCUGCACCACCAGCACCACCACCAGCAGCUGCACCAGCAGCAGCAGCUGCCCCACCUGCACACGCUGCAGCUCCACGGCCCCCCCUCGCCGUGCCCCUCGGAGCACAUGCUGGGGGCCUACAGCUCCGCCAGCUCCAGCCUCUCCGAGGGCUCCUCCGGCCACCGCUCCCACGAGGACGACAUCAGCAUUGUGACAGACAAAUCCCUGGGCGACACCAGCGACAUAAUCAGCGAUUCGUCGGGCGUGGGAACCAACUCGGACUCGGCAGCCUGUUCCAUCGGGCACCCCAGCACCACGGUGGUGUGCAUGGAGCCAUAUGUGGGCAACACCGUGGGCCACAUUCGCCUCCAGCCCGGCGAUGUGAUCGAGGUGGUGGGCAGCACCGACUGCGGCCUGCUCGAGGGCUAUGUGCGCGGCACCAAUCAGUCCGGCUUCUUUCCGGCCGACUGCGUCCAGGAGGUGAGUCUGCGCCAGAAGCACAUCACCAACGUGAUGACCGCCAGCACGGGCAUGGCUCCCCAGCAGCAGCAGCAUCUGCAGCAGGCACCAGCUUCCUCGGCCGCCUCCUUCCAGGGAUCCCCACAGUUGAGUUUGGGCGGACACUCCGGCAGUUCCAGCACUCUGCUCCAGCAACCCCACCAGUCGCCGUCGCUCUCGGUGGCCAGCAACGGAUCCUGCCAGCAGCCGGGCGAGAGCAACGGAGGAGGAGCUCCUGGUAAUGGCAUGAACAACAGGAGUAACAAUCACUCCAUGGGACAGUACAGCAGCGCCACUGCACCGCGCAUCAAGAAGAGCGCCUACAACGCCCCACGUUCAGUGGUGCUCCAUCGGGCCAAGCGUGGCUUCGGUUUCAUCCUGCGUGGUGCCAAGGCCAGUUCCCAGCUGAUGCAGCUGCGUCCCUCGGAGCGCUUUCCGGCGCUCCAGUACCUGGACGAUGUGGAUCCAGGUGGAGUGGCGGACAUGGCGGGACUUCGUCCAGGUGACUUCCUGCUGACGAUCAACGGCGAGGACGUGACCUCCGCCUCGCACGAGCAGGUGGUCGAGAUGAUCCGCUCGGCGGGUGCUCUGGUCAACUUGACUGUGGUCUCCCCCCAGUUUCCCCACCAGAUGCAGGCCAGUGCUCAGUACCUGCCGAGUGGAGCUCGGGCGGGUAGCCAGCACUUGAACAGUGGGCCGAGUACUCCGCAGAGCUCGCACCGUCAGUGCGCCACGUUGCCCAGGAAGAUGACGGGUCCAGGUGGAUCUGGGGCAUCCUCCUCCGGCGGCAGCGUGCGAAUGGCUCCGAUGCCACCACGCAGGGAUCCGAAGACCACUUUGAGUGUGGGCAGAGCCAGGGCCAAGUCCAUGGUGGCUGGUCUGGAGAACGGAGGCGAGAAGGAGGACGAAUUGCCACACACAAAAUCCAACUCGGUGGAGUCGAUUGCCACACCCACACCGAGUGGUAUCCAAACGGGACCUGGAACUCCCGUUCAGCUGCGUACGGCCAGCAUCAAGGCACGGCCCACUUCCAGUAGGAUCACGGCUGCGGAGUUGGAGGAGCUCUUCCAGCGGCAGCAAGGCGAGGGCAGUGCGGCGAACGCCAGCCGUUAUGCCACCAUGAUGACCAGCUCCCGUUUCCAGUCGGGCACGGACAGUGGAGCAGCCACUCCGCCCGCCUCCAAUGGUUCGCCCAUGAGGAGUGGCCCCCUGGUCUACGGCAGUGUGGCGGAGAUGAAACGCAAGACGGCGAGGAGCAAGCAUGGCACUGGCACCCUUCGUGGCAAGCCCGUGGCCACGCCCACUGUGGGAGCGGGCGGAGCAGGAGGCGGUCGCGACCUCAAGCGGUUCCAUUCCACACCCGAUUUGCACGGUCCUCAGCUGCACGGCUCUGCUUCAUCCAUUUGGCAGGCGGCUGGCAAGGGUCACCACUCGCAGGACGAUGUGGCCACGCUGCAUGCCUCACUGCAACGCUUGAACUCCAACCAAGGAGAGCUCAAACUGGGAGGAGCAGGAGCGGUGCUUCCCCCGCCCAAUCACCCACCACCACCACCGCCAGUGGGUCAAGUGGUCAAGGUGGAGACACGCAGCAGUGUUUCGGAGUACGAGAGCACCAUCUCCUUGCAGCAGAAGCUGAAGAAGCGUACGGAGAACGAUGCGGUGACCAGUGCCGCCAUCGAUGGCGUCCAGAGCAGCUUCAAUCCCUCGGCAAAUGCCAAGAUCUAUGCCUCGCCGCAAGAGCUACGCAACGUGAUGGCCUGGAAGUUGCGACAGGCGCAGGAGAAACCAUCGCAGGAGACAUCCGCUGGCAGCCAGCAACCAGUCAGUCAGUAUGCUGCUCCUACGCAGAUACGUCCAACUCAACAACAACAACAGCAGCAACAGCAGCAGCAGCAACAACCGCAACAGCCAGCCACAGUAUUGGCCUCUCACUAUGCCGCUCCUCAAGUGCAGGUGCAAGUGCAACAGGUGCAGCAGCAACCACAGCAGCCUGCACCUCAAUCCCCGCCUGCACCACCGCCGCCACAGGCAGCACCAGCUCCAGUACAGAAUGGCAAUGGAAAUGGCAGUACAAGUGUAGCUGGCACGGCACCUCCGAUCCCCGAACCGGACUACAGCUGCAGCGAGUCAGAUGGCGAGGAUGAGAACUCUAUUUUGGUGGCACGGAACACGAAGCUCAACGAGAAGAUUGCACUGUUCGAUGUGCCCGAAACAAGUGGAAAUAGUCAGGCUAGUGGAAGCAGUUCCAACUCGGGAAGUGCCUCCAUUUCCCAUUCACUCUCCGUGGAGGAGAUCCAGCGCAUUCGCAGCAAUCUCAAGACGUCAAAGUCGUCGCCAAAUGGUUUUGCCAAGAAGCCAGAGGAGGAGAAACCACAGGAGCAGCAGCAGCAGCAAUCCCACCAGCCACCGCAGCAACAUUUGCAGCCAGGCGAAGAUGAGUGCGACAACAGUAGCUCCGGUGUGAGCAGCGAGCAGGAACAAGUGGCAUUGGCCACAGGUGUGACACUGGCAGUGGGUGGAAAGCCCACCGAUACCAUCAAGAAGAAGCCAUCGGUGACCAUUGUGGAGGAGCCCAAGACCAUUCCCGACCAGCCCAUUAGCAACACCAGCCACACCACCAAACCAAUGGCCAAGACCACAAUCAGCAUAGGCGGCGGAGCAAGUGCAGCACCCACUCCCACACUCACGGUGAAGCAACUUGUGCAGCAGCAACAUGCACCCGCUAUCCAACAGCAGCAGCAGCAACUGGGCAGCAAACAACCGCAACAAGUGUCUGUCGCCAACAGCAACAAGUUCUUGCAACAGAGCAACAUCAACAGCAAUGUGAUGAGCCCCCAGGUUUUGGGACGCAUCCCCAACGUGCAUCAUCAUCAGCAGCAGUCGAAUCCCAACCAGAAGCUGAUCGCCACCCAGCAACAGAUCCUGCAGCAGCAGCAACAGCAGAUGGCCCACCAGCAACACCUGCAACAGAUCCUCAAGGCGAAGGCCGCCGCGGCCGGAGGAGCUAGCAACACUGCCGCCUUGGUGGCCAAGCAUCAGCAGAAACUGCACAAGGGCACCAGCAGUGGCCAUGAAUCUGAGAUGGAGACGCGUUCCGAUCUGGAGGAUGAUGACGGAGAUCUGAGUCCCUCGCCGCCGGCCAAGGCUUUCCAGCGUCAUAAUUCGCUAACCCGCAAACAGGCGGCGGCAAUUGCCAUGCAAAGGGGAGCCACUCGGACCACGGCGGUAUCCCUGAUGCAACUCCCGCCGCCCCUGGAGGCGGAUAGCGAUGGCGAGCCCUCGCAGCUCACGCUCCAGCGCCAGCAGGCCCAUCACCCGUCACAGACCCACCCACAUCCCCACCAGCAGCUGCAGCAACUGCAACAGCAGCAACUUCAGCAGCAGCAGCAGCAACAACUGCAACAGCAGCAGCAGCAACAGCCGAUGGCCGCCCACAUUGUGGGCAUGCUGCCCAGCGGACAGCUGGUGGCUGUUGCCUCUGGCGCUGUUGCUGGCGUUCCGGGCGUUGGGGCGGCUGCGGUGCAGCCGGGCAACAACAAUCUGCAGCAGCUGUGCACCGAUAAUCUGGUGCUGGCGCCACCGCCGCAGUUCUGCGAUUGCAACGAUGCCAAGCACGCGCCGCAGCCGCAUCUGCCAACGAGCCAAUAUCAUCCACAGCAGCAACAGCAACAGCAGCAGCAGCAACAGCAGCAGCAGCAGCAACUGCAGCAGCAACAGCAGCAACAACUGCAACAGCAACUGCAGCAGCAACAGAUGCUGCAGAUGCACCAGCGGCUGUCCGGCGGUGCUGGCGCUGGAGCUGUGGGCACCUUGGGAAGGGUCCGCAUCGUGGGGUCCAUGCCCAAGGCCAACCACCAUAGGUUGCACUAAACUAAGCCUGGGGAAUCAAAUCAACCGUUUGCCAAAUCGUUACAUCGUUAGUUAGUGUUAGUCAACAGUCAUUACCACUCACAACGAAUAACUGCAACUGCCUGCACCCGAAACAAUUCAGACACAAUUCAGAGAAAUCUGAUGUAUGGCAAGAGGAUGUUCGAACUGCAAUUUGUUUGAUUUCGAAACCUUUAAUUACUUUUAUUAUAUUUAUUGCGUGUGAUAUAAAUUUAUGUAGGCUGCCCGCGAGCAGCAACUAAUCGCUAUUUGUAAUCGAACAGCAAGAAUGUAUGCAAUAUUUUAUGAUUAGUUAACCGAUCCCCAACACCCCCUACUAUUGAAAACAAACUGAAAGGCAAUCGCCAGAGUUUCAUUCUAGAAUUUGUUCUUUUAGUUUGCUUUCGAGCUGCACAAUGUGUCAAAUGUCAAUGUGGAAUUCGGUCCACAUCCGAUCUUAGUUCGUAAUGUUGAAAGGGCGCAAGCGCCAGGCAAGUUCAUUUAUUCAGUAUCCAUCCAUUGAUCAUUCGUGUUCGUGUUCGACUAGUGCACAAAACAUUUAAACGACAUUAACAUUACUCUAAUACACAACUAGCGUAGGUUUUAUAUGCCUAAAGAAAGCAGGGAGGCGGAAUUUGCACCGAGUAACAAUAAUAUUUGAAUUUGAGCAUUUAGCCGAAUUUCCAGUCAAGUCAAGUCAACUAAACUAAACUAACAAAUACUAAAUGAAUAAAACGUAUAAUGUUUUUAAAUAAAAUAUUUAUAAAACAAAUAUUUCAAUAGGCGGACAAAUUUAUAAUCGAAAAGAAAAACAAGAAGAAAAAAAAUCGAAAUUGAAAACAAAACGUAAAUUUUUGCUAGUAAAAUUUACAGAUUUUUACUUUUAACAGAUUUUUUGUAUAAUUGUUUUUUUAGACAAAAACUUUAACUUGCCAGAGUAUUACAGGAGGAGAUCUAAGAUGAAGAAGUAACGUAUAUUGUAUUGAAAGAGGUUCUCAAAUAUUUGCCAGCGCUUAAUGCAAAUAUCGUCAUAGGCAACCCAAACUUAUAAAUGCGUUUUCACGAGUAACAAUUAUUAUAACUAAGGCUGAUUUUAUUGCAUAAUACAUACAGAACACAGAAGAUAUCGAAACAGCAUUCGCCUACAUACUGAAUGAAUUAUAAUGGAGAAAGCAACUAACCACGCAAGCGAUUGAUGCAUUUACAUUGUUUAAACAAAAACUUUUUGAGGUAUUGCAAGAAUUGGAUGGAAAUAUAAUGAAAUCGUUCGAAUUGGCAGGCCGCACCUUUAGCACUAGCAUCUAAGUGUUGAAAAGUUAGAAAACCUAAAACUAAACCAUAAACAUUAACAUACGAGUAAAUAUUGGAAAAUUUAGCAUCUAAUUAGGUUUUAGCACACACUUUUUAGUUCUCGCAAUAGUUGCUAAUUAUUUGUAAAUUGUUUUAGUUCCACCACACCCCACACCCCAAGCAUACAUGUACACAACUAUGAUUAGCCAUCAAGCUUGUUAAUUUUUAAGUUAAACCGCCUAGUUAAUCCACGUGGAGUGCUCAGUUAAGUCCAACACACAUGUAAACCUACUUGCAGUUACCAAUAUGGGUUCAUUACAUAUAGCUGCAAUUACGAAUGUGUUGCAAACGCUAAAUAGGAGGAUUUCUGAAUAUGCGUAUACCCCAUGAUAAUGUUAAACGAUUAAAGCUCACACCCCACACAUACCCUUUAAAUGCAAGUAUUUCAAAUGGAAUAAUAUGGAAAUAUUUAUCAUAAGUCGUAAAAUAUGCAAUUAUGUAUUAUGAACAUGCGUAUGAAAAAUCAAUAAAUAUGAAUGAAAACUAUA
Molecule: messenger RNA, 8936 nt
Organism: Drosophila rhopaloa
Lineage: Eukaryota; Metazoa; Arthropoda; Insecta; Diptera; Drosophilidae
Gene: Prosap
Product: SH3 and multiple ankyrin repeat domains protein 1
Cellular component (GO): postsynaptic membrane; postsynaptic density; dendritic spine
Molecular function (GO): synaptic receptor adaptor activity; ionotropic glutamate receptor binding
Source: RefSeq, a predicted model, not a curated record